AGAACCACGUCUGUUUCUGUUAAAUUUAGAGCGGUUAUCGGACGCAGCUCUCCGUCCUGGACGCACUCUGUCCUCCUGCUGCCGCGGCGUCAGGACCAGAGGUUUAGCAGAGCUCAAGCGUCACCAUGAGCCGAGCCAGGACCUUGUCACUGAUCUCCACCAAUCAGCUGCUCCUCCUGUUGACCAUCAUCUCAGUUGAUCUUCCAUGCUGUGCAGCUGCACGCUCAAAUCUCAAGUCCAACUCCACGCUCGGCAACCACACCAAAUGUGGAGGAAACACCGACUGCAUCGAAGGCGUCAUCCUGCCGAUAUGGAAGCCGGAAAACCCGCCCUUCACCGACCGCCUCGCCAGGGCCACCAUCUACUUUGUGGGGUUGGCGUACAUGUUCUUGGGCGUCUCAAUCAUCGCUGACCGCUUCAUGGCGUCCAUCGAGGUCAUCACGUCCCAGGAGCGACAGAUCACCAUCAAGAAACCCAACGGUGAGAAGAUCACCACCACGGUGCGCAUCUGGAACGAGACGGUGUCCAACCUGACCCUGAUGGCGCUGGGAUCCUCCGCCCCAGAAAUCCUCCUGUCCGUCGUGGAGGUUUGUGGUCACAACUUUAACGCUGGAGAGCUGGGUCCCAACACCAUCGUAGGAAGUGCUGCCUUCAACAUGUUCGUCAUCAUCGGUCUGUGCGUAUCCGUCAUUCCGGACGGAGAGACCAGGAAGGUGAAGCACCUCAGGGUGUUCUUCGUCACCGCCACCUGGAGCGUCUUUGCGUACACGUGGCUUUACCUGAUCCUGGCCGUCUUCUCUCCAGGUGUGGUUGAGAUCUGGGAGGGGCUGCUCACGCUCUUCUUCUUCCCGCUUUGUGUGGGAUUUGCUUACGUGGCCGACCGCAGACUUCUCUUCUAUAAGUACAUGUACAAGCGAUACAGAGCGGGCAAGCAGAAAGGAAUGAUCAUUGAAACGGAGGGAGAGCCGGAGCUUCCCUCCAAGGUCGACAUCGAAAUGGACGGCAAAAUGCUCAACGCCAAUGGAGAGGAGUUUGAUUAUAACGAGCUGGAUGAGGAGGAGGCCCGCAGGGAGGUCGCCAGGAUCCUGAAGGAGCUGAAGCAGAAACAUCCCGAGAAGGAGAUGGAGCAGCUGAUGGAGCUCGCUAAUUACCAAGUUCUGACCCAGCAACAGAAGAGUCGGGCUUUCUACCGCUGUCAGGCGACCCGGAUCAUGACGGGAGCGGGCAACGUCCUGAAGAAGCACGCCGCUGACCAAGCCAAAAGAGCCAACCAGCACGAUAUCUGCUCAGAGGUUUCACUCAACGACUUCUCCUCCAAGCUGUUCUUCGACCCGGGGACCUACCAGUGUCUGGAGAACUGCGGCAGCGUGGCGCUGAAUGUGGUGCGGCGAGGAGGAGACCUGACGAGCACAGUCUCGGUGGAUUACCGGACCGAGGACGGCACCGCCAACGCCGGCUCAGACUACCAGUUCACUGAGGGAACUAUCGUGUUCAAACCAGGUGAGACGGAGAAGGAGAUCCGCAUUGACAUCAUUGAUGAUGAUAUUUUUGAGGAAGACGAGCAUUUCCUGGUUCACCUCAGCAAUGUGAAGGUCAUAUCAGAGGGCGCCGGCUCAGACAAGAGCCAGGCAAACCACGUGGACUCCCUCGCCAGUUUGGGUCUGCCGUGCACAGCCACCGUCACCAUCUUUGAUGACGACCACGCGGGGAUCUUUACGUUCGAGGAGCCGUUGAUGACCGUGAGCGAGAGCGUCGGGGUGAUGGAGGUGAAGGUGAUCCGGACCUCGGGGGCUCGUGGUGUUGUGGUGGUGCCGUACAAAACCAUGGAGGGGACGGCGAAAGGAGGCGGUGAGGACUUUGAGGACACACAUGGAGUCCUGGAGUUUGAGAACGAUGAGAUCUUGUAAGUAAAAACCUCCACC
Molecule: messenger RNA, 1922 nt
Organism: Plectropomus leopardus (leopard coralgrouper)
Lineage: Eukaryota; Metazoa; Chordata; Actinopteri; Perciformes; Serranidae
Source: RefSeq, a predicted model, not a curated record